Messenger RNA from Anolis carolinensis (green anole), 3218 nucleotides. RefSeq names its product transmembrane serine protease 2 (gene tmprss2). NCBI's taxonomy places the organism in Eukaryota, Metazoa, Chordata, Lepidosauria, Squamata, Anolidae. Gene Ontology annotation, molecular function: serine-type endopeptidase activity; protein binding. The record is from RefSeq and is a predicted model, not a curated record. The transcript is spliced from 14 exons. The coding region runs from base 299 to 1759 and encodes 486 amino acids. Gene Ontology annotation, biological process: protein autoprocessing. Gene Ontology annotation, cellular component: membrane.
GUUCCUAAGAGCAUGCUUUUAAAAAAAUGACAAGUAAGAUCCCAAGUUCUGAACUUUAAACUGUAGUUCCAAUACCAUGUUUUGUUUUUUUCCAUUUCCUGAGACAGUUGUAGAAAGGACACAGCACUGACUGUACAACUGGUUUUCUUUAAUCAUAUGUAUAUAUUUUUUUUCAGAUGGGAAGCAUAUAAUAGAAAUACGAAUUGGACACCUAACCACAGCCAGACUUUGAAAGUCCUAUACUUUAGUUCUUGAAAUCUACUAAAAACAAGUUGAGGGUUUAUUGCUCAAAAUCAAGAUGAAUUCGAGGCCGCCACCAUAUUAUGAAAACUAUGCCUAUCAGCCAGAAAAUAUUGCUCCUCCAAGGCAUGCUGGUGGUUACAUGUAUCCACCAUAUCCAUCUCCAUACUAUCCUUCAUCAGUGCCACAUUACAUUCCAAGGGUUUCCACUAAUCAAUCAACUCCAGUGCCUACAGUAGUACAGCCGAAGGCUACACCUGCAAAGUGCAUGCCAAAAACCAGGAAAGCUGUGUGUCUGUUCCUAGCAAUUUCAGUACUACUAAUAGGAGGUGCAAUUGCUGCUGUUCUCAUUUGGCAUUUUGUGACAGACAGUUGUUUUGGCUCCAAGAUAAAAUGUGGUACAACAGGAAUGUGUGUGGCACCAUCUCAAUGGUGUGAUGGAAUACGUGAUUGCCCGAAUAAUGAAGAUGAAACCCGUUGUGUGAGACUUUUUGGACCAGAAUUUCAACUGGAGGUCUAUUCAUCUGAAAGCAAAGAUUGGUACCCUGUAUGUUCUGAUGAUUGGAAUGAUAAACAUGGGAAGACAGCCUGUGAAGAUCUGGGAUAUAACUCGAAUACAUAUUUCAAGAGCCAGACAAUACCACUCAUGAGUGCAUCUAAAGGCUUUAUGAAGCUGAAUGCAAGUGCUGGGGAUAUAGACUUGUAUAAGAAAUUGUAUAAUAGUAAAAGCUGCUCAUCAAGGAGUCUGGUGUCUCUGCAAUGCAUAGACUGUGGCACUCGACGUGUAAACCGUCGAAACAGAAUUGUGGGAGGGACCUCUGCCUCCCUCGGAGAUUGGCCCUGGCAAGUCAGCCUUCAUUCCAGUGGCACCCAUCUGUGUGGAGGGUCUAUUAUCACUCCUGAAUGGAUAGUAACAGCAGCUCACUGUGUAGAAAAGGCAUUUUCUAAUCCAAACUAUUGGACAGUUUUUGCUGGGAUAUUGACACAGCCAGAAAUGAUUUCUUCAAAGGGACAUAAAGUUGCAAAAGUAAUUCCUCAUCCAGGCUAUGAUACAUCUUCUAAAACAAAUGAUGUUGCUCUUAUGAAGUUACAGUCCCCACUUGUUUUUGAUGAAUUUGUACGACCAGUUUGUUUGCCAAACCCUGGAAUGAUGUUUCAGUCAGAUCAGCCGUACUGGAUAUCUGGAUGGGGAGCAGUAGAACAAAAAGGUCCCACUUCAAAAAAACUGAAUGCAGCACGCAUACGUCUGAUAGAUUCUGAUACAUGUAAUAACAGAUACAUCUAUAAUGGGCUCAUCUUGCCAACCAUGAUUUGUGCUGGCUACCUAAACGGAGGAAUCGAUUCUUGUCAGGGUGACAGUGGUGGUCCAUUGGUAACGUCCAAAGAUAGUUUGUGGUGGUUGGUGGGUGACACAAGUUGGGGAACAGGCUGUGCUACAAAAUAUAGACCUGGAGUUUAUGGCAACAUGACUGUUUUCACAGACUGGAUUUACAAAAAUAUGCAGGCAAACAGACGAUGAUGCUUGUUAGCCCUGUCGCCCUGUGGAAUAAAUGGGACACCAAUGAAUUGGAUCGCCUCAAUCAGUGGUGAAUGGAAUGAACCUCUUGGAUUUUUAACAGCUUUCUUACCAAGUGCCUUAAAAAGCAGUAACAAGAACAUUUUGGUCCUCAACAGUUCAUAUAUUGAGUAUAACCUGACUUUUUAUGAAUAUUUUGAUGCCAUUUGCACCAUCUUGGCUUUGUAGCAUAUUUAAUGAGCUAUAAAGUGGUUAAUAUGCCUUUUAUCAAAAACUUGAAGUUUCCAUUCUGAGGAUCUCCAGCCUGUUUUUAUUUUUAUGUUUGUUAGAGAUAAAACUGUAAAUUGCUGUUUCUACCUUUGUCUGUGGAAUGCAAGUAUAAAUCUUUGCUGUUUUCUUGAUGUUAAUUUUAGUAUAUCUGUGAUAUCCACAUCUGGGCUGCUGGUUAGCCCAGUUCUCCAUGGUUGGAGGAAAUGAGAUAAUAAACACCUUGAUGGGUCAGAAUCCACUGAGUAACAUACACUGGUGGAACCUUUUAUUAUGUUAACAGGUGUCCUACUGUUUCUCUGGGAAGUAUACUUACCUCUUCCCACAGGAAACUCUCCUAAUACAAUCCUAGUUUACAGGUCUUGAUGCUGAUGUUUCCCCAAACAUAGGUGAGAAAUACACCUUAUAUUUGGGUACCUAUCAUUUGCUUUGCUCUUUUCAGGUGUUAACUAAUUCUGAAUUGGAUUGAAUCCACCCCUUUCCCCUUACACAAAUCAAAGAUCAGAUUAGUACAGAAAAAAUGAGUCCUGCAUUUCAUUUUGUUGAAGGGAAUAUUCCAGGAUUAUUUGAUGUAAGAAUAAUGAAAGAAUAAAGCAACAUAGUAGAAAGAUCUCCUGGCCUGCUAUUAAGACACAUUGAAGAUGCAAUGAAGCUUUAAGCAACACUUCCUGAGCAAAGGAUAUUCUUUUGUGAAAUUGUGCUAUGCACAAUUGACUUCUGUUUCUGUCAGCCACAAAUGCUAAUUAAUUGAAAAGUAAGGGGGGGACUGAAAACCUUUGACUACCUCAUUGUGUAAUAUAUUUGCAGAAUCUGAAUGUAUUGAGCAUGGAAACGUUUCUCAUGUUUUUUUUAACUUAAUAUAUUUAUAUUGAUUAUUUUAACAAUGAAGAUGGAAGAAACAAGUGAUGAAAUUUGAUACCGUGAAAUUGACAGACCAUUUCCACUUUGAUUUCUAUUGUCUAGUUAACUUAAAGCUGGUAUAGAAAUGCACCUUCAGAAAAAUGCCCGUUGCAAAAACAGCUCCUUCAGGUUUUGAAAAUGCAACAGGUUGUAUACUCAUAUAUCAUUGAGUGCUUGCUUUAAUCAAAUACAUGCAUUUUAUAGAUUUGCUAACUAGUGAUCAUUUAAGUUAACAUUUUGUAUUUGUAAUAUGCAUCUUAUACAAAAAACCGUAAAUAAACGUUUUACAAUCUUU